Rubroshorea leprosula is the source of this 701-nucleotide messenger RNA. The record is from the annotation of a GenBank genome assembly. NCBI's taxonomy places the organism in Eukaryota, Viridiplantae, Streptophyta, Magnoliopsida, Malvales, Dipterocarpaceae.
CAUCGAGACAAGAAUCAGCUCGAAACAACAGUUUCAGAAACAAAUAUCAAAUCUUCCAGUAUCUUACUCUUUCAAAUCAACACAAAGAUGGCACUGAUUCCUAGCAUUUUGGGUGGUCGAAGAAGCAACGCUUUCGAUCCCUUUUCUCUGCAUUAUUGGGACCCUUUUGAGGGCUUUCCAUUUUCCAGCACUCUUUCCAUUUUACCAUCCUCUGCAAGCGAGGUCUCCUCAUUUGUGAACACCGGGAUUGAUUGGAAGGAGACCCCAGAAGCUCACGUUUUCAAGGCUGAUCUUCCAGGGCUUAAGAAGGAAGAAGUGAAGGUGGAGAUCGAGGAUGGGAGGUUGCUACAGAUCAGUGGAGAAAGGAGCAGAGAGCAAGAGGAGAAGAAUGAUAAGUGGCACAGGGUGGAGAGGAGCAGCGGCAGGUUCCUGAGAAGGUUCAGGUUGCCGGAGAAUGCUAAGAUGGAUCAAGUUAAGGCUAGCAUGGAGAAUGGUGUGCUUACGGUGACGGUCCCUAAGGAGGAAGAAAAGAAGCCAGAGGUUAAAGCCAUUGAGAUCUCUGACUAGAUGCAAUAUCCAAUCUCUGUUCGUGUUUAUUAUUGUUAUUUUCUGAGAUUGUGAACAGAAAGUAUGUUGCAAACAAUGUCUUUAUAAUCUUGAAAUUGUAUGAAUAAUAAACAAUAUAAAUUGAAUCUGUUCUU